AAGAACAGGAAAAGCACAAAACCCAAACAGAGUCCAGCAGCUGCAAUACACAAAGGACAACCAGAAGUAAGACUGGGAAUACCAAAAGGAGGCUUUUCCCUUGGAAGUAAGAAAGGAAGAGCUCCAGCACAGAAGCUUUGCUGCAGAGGCCAUGGGCUGCUGGAAGCAAGAGAAAACCAGCGCCUGGUUUUUUCCCACCCUGAUCCUCUGCCUCUAUGGAUUCUUCUACAUGAUGAAACCAUCAGAACCUUUCCUAACACCCUAUCUAACAGGACCAGAUAAAAACCUGACCACAGAUGAGGUUACCAACCAGAUUUUUCCAGUCUGGACAUACUCCUACCUGGCUCUCCUUUUCCCAGUGUUCCUGCUCACAGACUACGUGCGCUACAAGCCCGUCCUCCUCCUGCAGGGCCUCAGCCUCAUCGUCACGUCUGCUGGGCGUGCUGCUGCAGCUGGGCAGGGACCUGAGGCGCUGCUACGGCUCCCGCAAGCUCCUCUGCUGGUCCCUGUGGUGGGCUCUGGCCACGGCCGGCUUCAACCAGGUGGUGAAUUAUGUCCAGGUGCUGUGGGACUUGCGAGCCCCCUCGCACAGCUCCGCAGUGUACAACGGAGCUGUGGAAGCCAUAGCAACGUUUCUGAGCUCAGUAACAUCUUUCCUGGUACAAUAUAUGCAGAUUAACUGGGACCAUUUUGGAGAACUGGCUUUAGGGAUCUUCUCUGCAAUAGAUGCAGGUUGUCUGUUUCUCAUGCAUUUCUCUACCAGCAUCUGGGCAUGUUAUGCUGGAUAUCUCAUUUUCAAGGCAUGCUAUGUGCUCCUCCUGACAAUAGCAACGUUCCAGAUCGCCAUCAAUCUGAGCAUGGAGCGCUAUGCCCUGAUGUUUGGAUUCAACAACUUCAUUGCCCUGCUCAUCCAGACCAUUCUCACAAUAGUUGUUGUAGAUUCAAGAGGCCUGGGACUGGACAUAGUGACUCAAUUUUUAAUUUAUGGCAGCUACUUCACAGUCAUACAUGGGAUUUUCAUGAUCAGAAGCAUUUGUGUGCUGGUCUCACACAAAUGCCAAAGGAAAAUAGUGAGAUCUUGCACAGAGCAGCUGAACCAGGCUGAGCACGAGUCAAGAGAGCAGAUUGUCACAAGCUACAUGACACGGCUGUAGGAGGCAGGCAGGCUGGAGAAGGGCUUCUCCUGGGAGAAGGGCUCCCAGCAGGGAAGAAGAGCAGCAUGCAGGGAACAGCAGUGCAAGAAGAACGUUCAACUGAGCCCUGAAAAGCUACGCUGAAUCAUUCCAGCACUUCAGCACAACAUAUGCCAGCAGAGAGCUCACCAGAAUGGCACUGUGCCAAGAAUACAAGAUAAGUUUCUUUAGAUUCUUAUUUACAUGUAUAUAAAUAGCUUAAGGGCAGUAAGUUAUACACAGAAUCAGAGCAACCACCUUUGCCUCCCCCCAUGUACGAUGGCAGAGAGCAGAGUUCACCCUGCCUUGCUCACUGUAGCUCCUGAAUGUGGUGCUGGCAAAGCUGCUUCUGUCACAUUUGCUGAUGCAGUGGCUGAGGGUGUGACUCCCCUUUGCACAGACCUUGUUCUGAACCAAGGAAGAAAAGAUCAUGUUUGCAUCAUUCUAUUCUUUCAUACCCACUACAGGCAGAUGGGGGACAGGCUCCUCCUGUCUCACCCACAGCUCAGUGCACACAGGCUGCAAAAAGCUGGGCUUGCACAACCUGUCCUGGGAGCUUCACUGCAGCACUGCAACAUCACAGUUAUUGCUUGGCCCACAUUUGAGAGCUACAAACACUGUGCUGACUUCACAGCAACCUCUGCCGAGAAGAGAAUAACUCCAGAGUCCAAGCAAAAGGCAAGAGCACCUUUGUGCUUCCAGUAAAAUUAAACUCAGGACUGGCUAUCUUCCUCUUUCAGCAGGAAAAAAAUAAUAUGAAAAGGCUUAAGUAGCACAGAUUAAAACCAGAGAAGGACAUUGUGGAGAAAUUUAGCUGAUUCCAUAGAGGAAAAUUCCAGAUUAACAGGAAUAUCCAAGAUUUAUAACUGACACAAACAGUGAGCAUCAUGUGUGUUUUUGAGUGCCAAGUGAGGGAGGUCCACUGAUCUUGGCCAAGAAUUUGGCAGGAUUAGCCAAACUCAUGUCAAGAAGCUCCAAGUCCUACAGCUAAUUUUGUCCAAAGGACAGUCCAGGAGAAGAAAAAAGACACUAGAAAUGAGUUUGCAUAGUGAAUGUCUAAUUUAGUAUGAACCAUAUCCAUAUGCUGAAGUUAUUUCUGUGCUGCUGUUUGCUUCUAGCUUCCAAUAUCUACAUCUAACUAAUAAAAACCACUUAGCAUUUACAGAAUAUUUUUCCUGUAGAGACACAAGCCAUCAUUUGUACAGAAAUACCAGCUUUUCAUACCACUGUCACACACUGCAACACAGACAAAGUGCCCAGAGGCAAGGACAGGACCGAAGCAAUUUGUUUCAAGUCACAAGAAGAAUCAGUAGGAUCUGACAAAAUGAACCUGGCUAAUUUUUUAGGCCUUUUGUUUACUGCUGUGCAUUGUGGGGACAUUGUCUGUUUUAAAAUGGCUCUAAGCAGAACAGUUUAAUCAUUACAGUCAUAAAAAUAGGAGAUGCACUUAGUCUCCAGUGGCAGUUCAUUUCUUACUGCAGAACUGAGGGCAUGAUGCUCCUGCCUGAAGAAACAAGGACAGAAUCCAGGAGAGUAAGGACUAUUUUUCUCUUCUCCCUUGUGAGUAGAAAUCUUCUUUUGAGGCAUUCAGUUUAGAACUAGAUGUCAGUCCCAGACUAGAAGUUAACAAGAGCUUGUGUUUAAAUCAAAAAGAGGAACUUCAUAUUUUCAGUUCCAUUCUUAUGUUCUGGCUAGAGCUAACUGCUCUCUGUGUCUGUAGGAUGCCACUGAGGAGCAAAGGACCGAGCAGACACAGUGUAUUUGGCUUGCAGCUUUAGAGAAAACCAUCUUCAGAAAACAGAUAAGACUUCAAAGAAAAAAUCCAUUCCUAUUCUCUCUAAUCUCCAAAAUAAUGAUUCUGAUCUUGGAAGCUGGCAGGAAGCAUUAUGGGGAAAAUAGGGGAGGAAGAAGGCAGCUCUCAGGAGUGUUAGGAGAAGAAAGACAAAUCCUUAUGUUAUCCUGGGUUUUCAGCUGCAGAUCAGAACUCAGCCAGCAGUCAGAGGUUUCUAAAAGAGUAAGAUGUACACUUGCACCUGUGUGUUUGUGUACCUGCACACACACACUAUGGAGAGGAGAUAGCUCUCCUCUUGGUAGGUUACAAGGAAGGCUGGAACCCCAGGCUGUCUAGUUCUGUAGAAAAAGGAAAUUCUCAACAUCCACCUCUCCUAGCAACUUUUAGUACUGCUUGUCUUUCUUCCAGCAUGUUAAAGGUUUCCAGGCAAACAUGGAACUCCAGAGCUGGUCACAUUCCUCCCCAUAGCUGCAACCCCCUUCUAAAUAUACCACUAAUUACCUUUGAAACUUUAGUGGCUUUGGGCACAAAUCUUCCGUGAAGAUACAGCCCAACAAGCUGGUAAGGCCAGUUUGAGCAAACAAGGAACAAAUGUGUGUUUGUGUUCAAAACAUGCAGGUACUGCCCAAGCAGUGUGGGCUACCAGAGAAACAGGAGCCAGCAGCCCUUUCAGCCCCUGCCCAGCAGCCCCUUCCCUUCCCAAGGUCCUUUCCCUGCCUCAAAGCCCUUGGCCAGGGAGGAAGAUGAAGGGCAAGGGCAGGUCCAGCUCUCCUGAGCAUUUCCUGCCUGCUUGCACCAAUUUCAGCCCUGAGGGAACCUGCCAUACCUGCAGGACCAGACCAGGCUCUGUCAAGCUCCCAAAGGGCCUCUCCUGCCAGGGCCUCAGCUUCUGCUCCCCAGGUCAACACACGUCCUACCAACAGGCUUCAGGGUGAACUCCAGCCUCUGAUCAACCUUGGAAGAUGCAGGCAGUACAGUCUAAAAAAAAUGGGUAAAGGAAAGCAAAGCAGCAGCAUUCCUCUGAAACAAGCCUGGUAAUUUUUUAGCUAAGAACCUAGAUUUAGCAGUUCAGUUUAAUCCCUUUGUCCUUAAAUGACAGAUCUGCUCCUAUACAGAAGUAAUUCCAGGCCAACUAAUGGUAGGAAACAUUUGCUGUCCCACCUCCCAUAGCCCCAGCAGAGCCAGGACAGUCAGAGAUGCCCCAUGAGCCCAGACGCCUCUGUGCUGUGCACGGGACAGGGACAGUCCAAAUUGUAAAACUGGUUAUCUGUCUUUCCAUAAAUCAGAGACCAGAGCUUUUAUGGUAUUUAUUAACAGAAAGAAUGCAAUCAUUGCUUUCUUGUCACAACAGGUCUUAUUAAUCAUUAGCUACACUAAGUCUUAUAGGUUUAUCUUAAAAAUAGAACUCAGUUUGCUGACAAAACCCAUAAAGAACACUUUCCCUACAAUCUUCAUGGACAAGUUCUGCAAGAAAGAACAACUAUGACAAGCUGUUGUUAUUAUUAUUAUUAUUAUUUAAAUUCUGAUAACAUUUUCAAGUUUAGAAAUAACUUCUUGGAAAAAGUUACAGAAAUAUCUGACUACCACCAGCUCAAAAGGGUGGUUUCUCACUUCUCUGCAAGACAAAGUCAUCCUAGGAAGAACUGCACCUGAAUCCACAGGAAAUUCUCUACAGCCAGAGCCUUGACAGGUAAUUCAUCAUUAUUUGGGAGUGUGCUGGCUACUCACUUGCUCAGUGCAUUUGGAGGUGAUGCAAGAUUUAUGGAGAUGUUGCUGAUCAGUCCAGGGCGUAAUUUUUUAUAUUUUUAUCACAUUUCAAAUAAGGGCUUGAGUUAAAGAUACUAGAGACUAAAUUGUAGUUACAACUAUUUGUAGGAGAAAGAUGACAGAGACAAUUUUUAAAAAUCAAGUUACAAGGUUAGGGCUGCUUUUUCUAACAUUCCUCUGAGCUCACAGAAAUAUUGUCUUUAUAACAUAUGAUUUAUACUAAGUUUUAAUGGAUAUCAUCUCACAGUGCAAGCAGAAGCACUUUUUCAAAAGUGCCUGCUAUAGAGUGAAAUUCAGCAAUUUAAGAUACACAGCUUGUAGCAGCAUGAUUAGACAUCAGCUAGUGCUUUAACUUGCUUAUGAUUGAAAACACUGUUUCACUUAUUUCAGGAUCAGUGAAAUUGACUUUUUAGCACAAAAGUAGUAAAAUAAACUU
Messenger RNA from Zonotrichia albicollis (white-throated sparrow), 5167 nucleotides. Its product is annotated as thiamine transporter 2. Gene Ontology annotation, cellular component: plasma membrane. The record is from RefSeq and is a predicted model, not a curated record. Gene Ontology annotation, molecular function: thiamine transmembrane transporter activity. Lineage: Eukaryota; Metazoa; Chordata; Aves; Passeriformes; Passerellidae. Gene Ontology annotation, biological process: transmembrane transport; vitamin transport.